Molecule: messenger RNA, 330 nt
Organism: Rhizophagus irregularis DAOM 181602=DAOM 197198
Lineage: Eukaryota; Fungi; Glomeromycota; Glomeromycetes; Glomerales; Glomeraceae
Source: RefSeq, a predicted model, not a curated record
GAAUAUAACAAAAGAAGGGAAGCUCAAUUAAUUCAAGCGGAAUCAAUUAGACAACAAGAAGAUUUAGCAAGAAGAAAAAUGAUUGCAAAUGAUAAUCGAGUUUUUCAUAAUACAAGGGGAGUAUUGGUUGAUUCUAAUCAAAUAAUGGAUCCGUUAAAGCAUCAACCAAAGGGUAGACCCGCAACGAAGCGGUUAAAAUCAUCUUUUGAAAAAUCAGGUUCAAAUAAAGUCAAAAAUGGGAGUGAACAAGCAAUUUCUGGUGAUAAAGGUCGUAAGUGUGGUUUAUGUGGAGAAAACGGUCAUUAUCGUAAUACUUGUUCAAAACAAUAA